AUGAGAAGCAAGCGCCUCGAAAUGGAUUUUGACAGAAAUGGCCGUGGCCUAAGUGGAAACCUAGACCCUCUGAGUUUUUUCCGCCAUUGCCAACAACACAAUUAUUUCUCCGCCUUCCAUUUUUUAGAUUCUCUCCGUGUGCCAGUCGACGAAUGCAACGAAGAUUUGGUGCUCUCGCCGGCCCAGUUCAUCACGUUCUUCUGUGUUCUCAUUCUUGAAGGAGCGUUUUUCGUCGUCAGAACAGUCUUCUUUUUGACGGCAAAGAACCCGGCGCUUUCGGAGAAAACGAGAGAAAUGCAGAAGAGGUUCGUCCGGAGUGUGUGCAUUCAGGUCGCCAUUCCCGUGUUCGUCGUCAUCCUUCUCAUUCUAUACUGCGGAUCGGUCAUCGAAUUUUACUGGUACAAUCAAGGUGCGGUCUGAGUAUUGUCCAUCAACAUCAGCGAUAUUGUAUCUUUUACCAACACUGCCGCCAUUUGCAUCACAUUCCAUGGAAUGAGCUCAAAAUUUGCUAUAUUGUUCAUCUAUGAGCCGUAUAGAACUCAUACAAAAUCAGUUUUAUUCAGGAUUCUGGGAAAGAAGACGUCGACAACAGUUACACCGACUGACAUAUCAGUGACUCCGAAGCAAUCAAAAGUGGACAUCAGAAGAGUUACGACGAUGAGCAUUCAAAAUUAG
This is a messenger RNA of Caenorhabditis sp. 36 PRJEB53466, 675 nucleotides long. The record is from the annotation of a GenBank genome assembly. NCBI's taxonomy places the organism in Eukaryota, Metazoa, Nematoda, Chromadorea, Rhabditida, Rhabditidae.